AUGGGUGAUCGAACAGAACCGACUGGGGGGUAAGUUCAUCAAAACUUUGUAUGCUGUUUGUGGAAAAUUUUAAGUAAUAAAAUAAAUUUUCUAGAUUGGAAUUGUCGCCAACAGUGCCAUCCGAGGAAAAACCGAAACAAGAUGAAGUAACUCAAAAGUCCGAUGAAUCCAAAACACAACCAGACGUAUCGAAAAGGCAAAAGAAGCCAAAACCAGAAUCUGACGGUUUGAAAACGGCAAAAGAAGGAUCGAAAAGACAAGUGAAGGAAUCUGAAGAAGCAAAAGCACCGGCAGAAUCACCAAAAGAGGAAUCUGAAGGCUCGAAAACACCGGCGACAACAACGAAAAACCAAGAAGUUUUAGAACCGGAACUCGACUUAUUGAAGAAACUACCAGAAGAACCGAAAAAGGAACCUGAAACACCGAGAAAACAACUUGAUAUAGCGAAAAGUCAGUAUCUAAUAUCGGAAAAACAAUCCUCAACAUCCCCAGGUCCUUCUUCAUCGUUCACAUCACCAAUACAGGCCGAAACGUCGCCAGGGGCUUCAUCAUCUUUUACAUCACCUAAGCAGUUCGAAACAUCACCAGGGCCUUCUUUAACAUCAGUGAAACAGCCGGCACCAUCUCCACGACCAACUUCGCCAUCGGUUAAGCCAACAUCACCAGGGCGUUCUUCGACCUCCCCAAAGUCAUCUCCAACGACGCCUGCGUUAACAAAGGCAUCUGCAAUAACGGCAGAGGAGUUCUCGAUGGGAUCUGAGUGUAGUACUGGUCGUACAGAUACCAGAGCCAGCUCUCAGAAUCGCUCUUCUAUUUUAAAUACUGAAUUUAGCUGCAUUGAAGAUCUUCGUGUUGUUCCACCGCUAUUACUACCGCCAACGCCUAGGCAGAAGAAGUCGUCCGGGAGUGUAAGAUAUUUAUUUUUUUUGUAAAGAAAGUUCUUUUCUUUUUGUUUUCCGAUGAAAUUGAAGCUCAUAUUAACAAUUGUAAAGAAUGUUUUUGCCAUUUCAGUUAAAAAAAUCGGGUGAUUUUCCACUGACAGCCUUCUCCAAGAAAGCGUACCGUGUGAAAAGAAGGUCACGUCAGAAAGAGGGUACAGCUGCAACUUCUCAAGAUGAUGUCAAAGCAGGCGAACGUCAAAAAGAGAACAAGGAGAAGCGUCGUACCUUCAGGACUCAAUCUACUUGGAACCCGUUGUUCCAGAGCGAGGUGGAAGACUUUGUAAGUUAUGUUGUAGUAAAGACAAGUUAAGGUUGUAAGCUAUAUUGCAGUAGAGACAUACUGUUAAACAUGAAUGUUAUCAUUGUGUAAGUAAUACAUGAUUUGGUGUCGAUACAGUUUAAGCUGCAGUUUAUUAUGAUUUUGUGGUUUUAGACCGAGUUCGAGUUGGUUGAUGCUAAGAUCAAGCCAUUUAUUAUGAAGAACAAGUCCAAGUGGAUCAAGGAACAACCUAUAACCAUCAUGCAACGAGUAAGUGUUCAUACAUGUUCAGUUUUUAUGUAAAUUAUUUGUGAUUUUAUAGAGUUAUUAGAGUACGAAGAAUUUCUUUUCAGACAAAGCCUCUGGGUAUCGCCAGCGACGAAAUAGGGUCCCAGCGAGAAAGGGCUCCAAGGAAACCACCUGUGAGUAUUUUUAAUUUGCUAUAACUAGUUGCCUUCUGCUUAUAUUAACCUAGCUUUUUGGCAAAAUGUAAUUUGGUUAACGUAUUUUAGAUUAAACCAAUUGGAAGCAACGAGAAGGUUUUGAAGAAAAAGACGGACGCUGCAAAUCAACCGGCUGUAAGUAAAUUGACAAUUUUUUACCUAGUCUUAAUGGAUAAUAUUUGACCUAAAUCAGCGUUCUAUUAAUUUCAUUUAGGCGAAUAACGAUUCAGCAAAUCCAAUCGAGAAGUCUGUGGAUGACGACUCAAAAGAAAUGAUUACUGGUUUCAGGCGAAGAAGGGCAAAGACGCCUUGUCAACGUUCAAGUCGUCGACGUCGCAAGUAAGAUCUAUUUAAAUUUUCUGAAAUUUUAGAAUAUGUGAAAUACUUUAUAUUUUGAGUAAUAUAAGACAAGUUGAAGAAAGUUAUUGAUAUGUAAUAUGUAAAAAGAUAAUAUUUUAAAAAUUUAGGCGUGCUUCCCCGUCACGCACAUCGAAACGACAAAGCAGCAGAAGGCAAAGCAGUAGACGAACAGACAGUAUCGAAAAACUUACCUCACCUAGCUCUCCUAACCAAUGA
Bursaphelenchus okinawaensis is the source of this 2219-nucleotide messenger RNA. Lineage: Eukaryota; Metazoa; Nematoda; Chromadorea; Rhabditida; Aphelenchoididae. The record is from the annotation of a GenBank genome assembly.